This is a messenger RNA of Dicrocoelium dendriticum, 605 nucleotides long. NCBI's taxonomy places the organism in Eukaryota, Metazoa, Platyhelminthes, Trematoda, Plagiorchiida, Dicrocoeliidae. The record is from the annotation of a GenBank genome assembly.
CCGGUAUGAAACUUAAUGGGGAGCAUGAAGUGGACGAUUGGUCAUAGGGCGGCUGGCAGUGAAUUUCGAGACUUAAUAUACGUGAGCGUACGAACUCUUGCGCUGUGGUUGAUUCUCGUCAUGUGCUCCGCAUCUAGUCAGAAUACAGUGUACGUUGACGGUUGUUAUGUGCCACCCGACCGUGCGGGUUAUGGCGUGUUCUGGGCUAAAGGAGACCCGAAAAAUCGCGCUAUCAAGCUUCAAAUGCCCCAAACAAAUCUCACGGCUGAGAUCGCGGCUGCGGUAACGGCGAUAGAUCAAGCGAUAUCCUACAGGAUGAACCAAGUCUGUAUCGUCACCGACUGUGAUGCGGUUGUUGAUUAUUGGACCGGGAAGCGGAACGUGCCGGAACCUGGGGAUGAACCACUACGUUCGUGGGUCCUGAAGCUGCUAGCUUUCAAGGGGAAAUCGUUGAAUGUUACUUGGCGUAUAGUGGAAGCUCACUCAGGCGACGAGGGAAAUAAGCAGGCUGAUCUGUUAGCCAAACAAGGAGCUGGUUUGGCUUAGAUUUUGUAACUUUUUUCGACUACAUAUUAAUAAAAUUCGUAUCUGUGCUUACUGCCCCA